AUGGCGGACGAGCAGGAGCUACUUCGUGCGGCGCAGGAGCUCUCCCAGUUUGCGGGACACCUCAAGCCAACUCCCCCUCUCUUCGGGAGCAGAGCCCCUGCAGUUCCGGAAUCUCCCCUUCAGUCGACGGCAGCGUCUCAAGCCGAAGAGCCGGCGACUACGGACAUGGACACCACGGCGAGGGACAAGAGGGCGGAAGCGGACGCGCAGGAUCUCGAAAAGGAGGAGCCACCCUCCAAAUGGCAAAAAGCAAUGGGCAAAGGAGAGGGCAGCAAGGAACAAGCCCUGGAGCCUCCGGCAACGGACCGCCCUCGUCGAAGUCCUCAGCGAGGCCAGGCAAGUCAGCCAAACAAUCCCAAGCCUUACAACAGGCGGGACUGGGGUCAUACUUCCCGGUACGGAGACCACCCAUGGUGGAUGCAGGACAGCGAGCUCGACAACAAGAAGGAGAAAGAGCUCCGAGAGCUCAUGAAGGAGCUCGUGAGGCUUGUGCUCCGCCAAGCGGACACGAUAGCCUACCUGCAGAUGGACUUGGGCUUCAUGGUCUUCCUGAAGACAACCAUGCAGCCCCAAAUGCCGGAAGGCGAAGCGGACACGGCCUCCACAGGGCAAUGGGCCAUAGUCCAGAAUCUGUUUCAGGCGGCCGAAGCGUGGCACGACAAGAAGCAGAACGAUCCGGGCAGCCUGAAUGCGACUCACAAGAGAAGCGGCAGAGAGGCGUCCCAGCUCCAAAGCGCUGACAACCGCCCUCCGCCCUACCAGUAUAGUCGCUCCGUCACCACGCUUCCUGCGUUUGCACCUGUGCUGUGA
Messenger RNA from Symbiodinium sp. CCMP2456, 810 nucleotides. Lineage: Eukaryota; Dinophyceae; Suessiales; Symbiodiniaceae. The record is from the annotation of a GenBank genome assembly.